AUGGCGCCCAGGAUCAUCGCCCUGCACGCAGGUCUUCUCUUUGACUCCAAGACCAAGGCUUUCAGGCAGAAUGUAUCUAUACAGGUCGACACCGAGACGGGCACCAUUGCCGAUGUCUUUGAGCGAGAUGCCUCUGCGGACAAGGCCAUCAAGCCCAGUGACAUAGACCUUCGAUCCAAGGUCGUUAUGCCAGGCUUCGUCGAUGCGCACACUCACAUUUUCCUCCAUUCCUACGAGGAGCGCCCGGCUCAAGAGCAGAUGCGCGACGAGAGCAUCGUCGAGCGAACUGUCCGCGCGACCAACCAUGUUCGUCGCGCCCUACUUUCCGGAUAUACCACAUAUCGCGAUCUGGGCUCCGAGGGGAUGGGCUCGUUCGACGCCAAUCUCAGGGACACCAUCAAUCGCGGGCUCAUUCCGGGCCCGCGACUCUUCGUUGCGACGCACGCACUGACCAGUACGGGCUCCUAUGAGAUGCGUACCGAAAACGCAGCCAAUGGUGUAGCUGGACCGACAAUAUCCAACUCGUGUGAUGGGCCGACCGGCGUCCGGAGAGCAGUUCGCAGGAGAGUUGCCGAUGGUGCGGAUGUCAUCAAGUUUUACGCCGACUACAGGAGGAAGAUUAUGAGGUUUCCACCGGUACAGACUCAUCCAUACAUUGGCGGCAUGCCCUUUCCGCCUAGGGAUGCGAACCCUCAGGUCGUCAUGUUCACGCAAGAGGAGAUGGAUUGCAUCGUCGAGGAGGCGAGGCUCGCUGGGCUUCCCGUGGCCUGCCAUGCAGGAACUGCCAGGGGUGCCAUCAUGGCCGCCAAGGCUGGCGUUACAUCGAUAGAGCACGGAUCAGAAGGCGGGGACGAACUGCUCAAGGAGCUAAGGAGGCACAACACCAUCCUGGUCCCAACUCUUGCAGCCACCGAAGCCAUCCGCAAGGACCAGGUAGAAGCGGCCCAACGGCAAGCCAAGCGCGCGUUUGACAUGGGAGUUCGCUUGGCCGCCGGCGGCGACACUGGCACGUUCAACCACGGGCAAGGCGUCCGGGAGAUGGAGCUCCUGAUUGAGGCGGGAAUUCCAGUGGAGGAAGUUCUAGAAGCCUGCAUGGUGGGCGGCUGGGAAGCCUGCGGCGGCGACGCCUGCGGCUUCCGCUUCGGAUGGCUUGCAAAGGGCAGCCGCGCCGACAUCGUCGCCUUGGACGCGGACCCGCGCGAGGACAAGCAGGCGCUGCGCAAAGUGAGCUUCGUGAUGAAGGACGGCAAGAUCUGGAAGCACGCGGGCGUUCCUGUCGGCGUUAUCGAGCCGAUAAUGCAGGAGUCGGGACAAGACGACCCGACGUGGCAGCUAAUCUAA
This is a messenger RNA of Purpureocillium lilacinum, 1341 nucleotides long. RefSeq lists its product as uncharacterized. Gene Ontology annotation, molecular function: hydrolase activity, acting on carbon-nitrogen (but not peptide) bonds. The record is from RefSeq and is a predicted model, not a curated record. NCBI's taxonomy places the organism in Eukaryota, Fungi, Ascomycota, Sordariomycetes, Hypocreales, Ophiocordycipitaceae.